Messenger RNA from Atta colombica, 4339 nucleotides. It is a transcript of the gene Mbs, whose product is annotated as protein phosphatase 1 regulatory subunit 12A. NCBI's taxonomy places the organism in Eukaryota, Metazoa, Arthropoda, Insecta, Hymenoptera, Formicidae. The record is from RefSeq and is a predicted model, not a curated record. The coding region runs from base 41 to 3196 and encodes 1051 amino acids. Gene Ontology annotation, cellular component: cytoplasm. Gene Ontology annotation, biological process: signal transduction. The transcript is spliced from 21 exons. Gene Ontology annotation, molecular function: phosphatase regulator activity; protein kinase binding; enzyme inhibitor activity.
CACCACCACCGUCGUUGCCGCCGCCGCCGUCGUCGGGGCAAUGUCUCUCGAGACACGUUCGAGCUCGGCCCUGUUCAAGCGAGCCGAACAGCUCAAGCGUUGGGAGCAGUCCGAGACGAAUCGCGAGCCCACGCAACCGCGCCAAGUCGCGCGCAAGAUCAAGUUCUCCGCCGAUAUCGUGUUCCUGGCGGCGUGCGCGGCCAGCGACAAGGAGGAGGUCGUGCGUUUGCUGCAGAGGGGAGCGGACAUCAACACCGGGAACGUCGACGGUCUCACUGCGUUGCACCAGGCUUGCAUUGAUGAUGACCUGGAUAUGGUGGAGUUUUUGGUGGAACAAGGAGCGGAUAUCAAUCGUGGAGAUAAUGAAGGCUGGACCCCUUUACAUGCCACAGCAUCUUGUGGAUUCAUAUCUAUUGCUAAAUACUUAAUAGAACAAGGAUGUAAUCUGGCAGCAGUAAACAAUGACGGUGAACUGGCGCUGGAUAUUGCAGAAAGCGACGAGAUGGAAGACAUGCUCCAACAGCAUAUAAAUAAAGCAGGCAUCGAUUGUGAUCAAGCUAGAAGCGAAGAGGAACGGUCAAUGUUAAAUGAUGCAAAAGCUUGGCGGUCAGGUGCACCAGGCAAAGAUUCCAUGCAUCCGAGAUCAGGAGCCACGGCACUUCAUGUCGCCGCUGCCAAAGGCUACAUCAAAGUCAUGCACAUAUUACUACAAGCUCGAUGCAAUGUUGAUGCACAGGACUUUGAUGGAUGGUCGCCUUUGCACGGUGCAGCGCAUUGGGGUCAACUGGAAGCUUGCAAACUUCUUGUUGAGAACGGCUGUGAUAUGGAUAUGAAAAAUUACGCCGAUCAAACUGCUUUUGAUAUUGCUGAUGCAGACAUCCUCAAAGCUCUUGAAAAUUUGAGAGAGCAACAAGCACUUAUCAAAGAAAAUUCACAAACAAAUAACAAAAAGCAAUCGUCUAUACCAAAGAAACGUUUCUCAACGAGUGCUGAUAAUGCGGUAGCGGCACAAGAAUCUACAGAAAUCUUUGAAGAAGAAACGCCAAAUAAAGUUAAGAAGGUUGAAUUAGAGAUUCAAUCUGAUAAAGAAGAUUCCAGCACUAGUACAAACAGCGACGUUGAAGCAACACGUGAAACACACAUGGAAGAGAGUGAUGGUGAAGGUGAAUCUGAGACUAGCUCAGAAUCACACUCUUCCACUUUCUCCAAUCAAUCUGAUAAGUCUAACCAUGCGACAUGUCUUACAGAUGACGAAAAGAAAAAUAGAGUAAACAAAGAUGAAAGUGCACCCCAUAGUCCAAUAUCUCCAGUUGAAACUAAUAAAGUUCCUAAUCAGGCUCCAAUAUUGCCUCCAAAACAACAGACUGAUAAUAAUGAGGACGGUGUUGUACCAUCUUGGAGACGUUCAGGUUCCUUCCGAAAUAGAAUGCAAAGUACUGAAACUACUAAUUCUGCAUCUACAAAACUUGAAGAUAAGGAUAACAAUAUUAAAAUACCAACAACACCAAACAAAGUUAGUGGAGAAUCCGAUGUGGUAUUAAGAAGAACGCAUAGUUUCGAGACAGAUGAGAAGUUUUAUGAGCAGUAUUUGGCAUUACGUGCCCGCAUCAAGGCGUUCUCGUGUCCUACCCUCCAUCGCUGCAAUGCAGCUACUCCUACUCACACCAAUGCUACGACUCGCUCUGCAUCUCUACGCGAAACACACAGAAAGAAAGACGUGAAAUUAAAUUUGGAAUUAUCAAGACUGCCACAAGGAAGCAAUACACUUUCACCAACAUCUGCAUCUAAAACAUUGGCAUCGAGUCUAUUGUCAUCUAUCACAACAACUACCACUGCCACUACAACAACAAGUCCUAUUCCAGUCAAUCAAAUUCGCAGUGUUCAACCAGUGGAAGCUGCAUCUACAAUUGUAUCAAAUACAAAUAAUGCAGUAGCAACUGCUCCUGGAACUCCCACUACACCAGGAGGGAGCAAGCUAAGUCCAGGAAAUCUCUUCAAGAAUUUCUUCAAAUCCUUCGUUCCACCCGUACGCGAUGAAGAAAGUGAAACUCAAAGGAAAGCCCAUGCAAAGAGAGUAAGAGAAACGAGAAGAUCUACUCAAGGUGUGACAUUGGAUGAGAUUAAGAGUGCCGAACAAUUAGUGAAGAAAAAGCAACAGAACAACGAAUUGCCAACAUCAACACCAUCCACGCAGCCUUCUACUACUACUACUACAACUACUACUACUACUACUACUACUACUACUACUACUACUACUACUACUACCACCACCACCACCGUCAGCAAUACAGCUUCGAUCACAGCUACGAUAACAACCGCAACCUCCACUACUGUGACUCCUGUGAAUAAAGUUUCUGAAGAAUCUAAUUUACCUGAGAGACGACCGUCUUGGAGAUUAAGGGUAGACAAUGGAAGCAAGUUUCAGUUAGAGGAUGCUAAUAAUAAACCUACUGACAAUACGACGGCCUAUAUGAGAAGACCGUCUGGUGGAACUGGUGUACCUAGACCAUCAUCAGCGCCUGUAGAGACUAUUGCCACUAGUAGUACAGAAACCACAGUUACUUUACCCCUUAGAAGAUCGUUAAAGCAACCUGAUGACAAAGAACAAGAUAAGGAAAAUGAUAGUAGAAACGCACAAGCUACACAAGCAGUUAUUCAAAGGAGACGUCGGCCUAAGAGAAGAUCGACAGGCGUAGUCCAUGUAGAUAUGGAUGAAAUUGACCCAGAAAAGCAAGAUCUAACUGCUGGUGGUGAUUGCGAUGAUUCCAAAAUCAAUCACAACGAAAGCGGAAACGAUCGUUCUGGGAGAGCCACUAGAUUAGGUUCGAUAUCUUCGCUAUCAUCAGAAGCCUCAUCAACACCAAUCAGAUUAAAAUCCAAUAGUUCCGAAAACGGUGAAUUAGAUUAUAAAAAAUUAUACGAGGAAUCUCAAGUCGAGAAUGAAAGGUUAAAGGAUAAACUGAAGCGCUCCGACGAACAAUUAAAGGAAGUUAGGCAUUUAUUGGAAAAAAUGCAAAUCAACCAAAAUAAAGUAAUUCUCUCUGAGGCAGAGAAAAGGGAAAGGCGAGCCAUGGAGAGGAAACUUUCAGAGAUGGAAGAAGAAUUGAAGGUGAUGGACCAACUAAAAUGCGAAAAUCAGAGGCUAAAAGAUGAAAAUGGUGCCUUGAUCAGAGUAAUCAGCAAAUUAUCCAAAUAAAAAAAUCUUGUAGUCUCAACUACACAUCGUAAUGAAAUUUUAAGUUGUAUUACAACUAUGUUGAAUGAAUUGCUUUAAUUAUAGCAGCAUCAUCAUUAUCGCUAGUAUUCUUACAAAUCUUGCGUCAUGCUAUCGAUGAAUUUAUCUUUAUAGUUAUUUAACUUAUUCCAAUUAUGAGAUCAAUUAAUCGCAUGGCUGUGCCAAAGGCGAAAAGAAAUGUUACUCCUAUUCUUAGAUUGUGAAUACUUGAUUGUAAAAGACUUAGAGGAAUUUUACUUUGUGGAAUUACUUUUUAUAAUGUCAGAAAGAUAAAUUUUAUAAUCCACUAUAUAAAAUCAAUUUAAUGCUUUAUAGUAAAAAAAAGUCAGGUUUAUUUUAUUUGACUAUUAGAAAAGAAAGAAAAGAACUGUUAAUCUUUACGGACAGUUUUCUUUUUUAACAAAUCGCGUUAUCAAUGUUGAUUCUUUAUAAGAACAUUUUGUAAAUACAAACAAAUAGACAAUGGUGAUGUGGCAUUUUAGUAAUUUGAAAAAAAGAAUUUUUACUCGCGAAGUAAGUUUUUGUGAAACACUCUGACUACAUACAAACAAAUCCAUAAUAUAUCGAAACUGUUUACAUUCGAAGCAAUAAACGAUAUAUCUGUUACUCCUGAUUAAAUUACGGUGAUAAAGGAGUCAAAGAACAUGACCUUGCUACUCAAGUGGCCUUUUUCUGAAGACUGCAAUUUGUAAAUCCUUCCAUCAUUGCCAUUUUUGCAGUAUAAGCAGAAAUUUGAUGCAUAUACGGGAGUAAAUGUUUUUAAUUACUCUGUAAUAUAAUACAUUUUCUUAUAUAAUAUCACAGAUAUGUAAAAUAUACUUUAGACACAUCGGGAUUUUUAACUCCUUAAAGUGCUAAAAUUACUGUAUGUUAGAGCUGUGGUAACUUCAGUUCAAACUGUUGAUGUAGAAAAUCUGUGUUAUUAUUUUUAACUACUUGUCCAAUAUAAAAUGCUGUUACCUAUUAUUUUCUUAUAGCAACACCAAUAAUGAUUGUCCAAUAUGUUCUGGAUAAAGACGAAUUUAUAAAUAUUGAAUAAUGGAAUGUGUAAUUGACAGUUGGCAUGUUUUUUAAUGAUAUUAUUGUAAACAAUUGUAAAAAAAU